Mus caroli (Ryukyu mouse) is the source of this 7855-nucleotide messenger RNA. It is a transcript of the gene Slc38a1, whose product is annotated as solute carrier family 38 member 1. Gene Ontology annotation, molecular function: L-glutamine transmembrane transporter activity. Lineage: Eukaryota; Metazoa; Chordata; Mammalia; Rodentia; Muridae. Gene Ontology annotation, cellular component: plasma membrane. Gene Ontology annotation, biological process: amino acid transmembrane transport; L-glutamine transport. The record is from RefSeq and is a predicted model, not a curated record.
CAGCCUCCAUGUCUCGUGGACACGGGCAGAGCGUCGCGGCGCCUUUCUAGAAGGCAGGAGUCCGGUGCCCUUCCCCGAACGCAGGGACCCCAGAUACCGCCUUGGCUUACAGUACCUUACUUUGUAGACCUGGUUUUAUGGUGAUGGAGUGUGCCACCAGAUCUGGUGUCACUUUCGCGGAUUAGGACCAAGCAUGCGAUGUGAGGGGCACAAGGUACACCGAGGAGUGAAUCAGUCUGCAUCUUGGGACUGGCUGGCAGCGGAGCCUCGGAGACCGGCUUCCCAACGCGGUAAACAGGUGCACGUUGGCUGCACCUCCACGGGCUCGGCCCCUGUCUCCGCUCCGGUUAGUGGGAGGAUGCUGGCAGUGACUCACUUUCCUCUCCCUCUCUGGAGGCUCUCUCCCGAAUGAAGAGCCAGUGAUAGGCUACUUCCUCUACGAGAGCCGGGUCCGGUGGGGCGGGAGAACAAAAGGCCACUGCUUGCGCAGGACCCUUGCGCCCUUGGUCUCCCCUCCCCCGCACCUGGCCCCAAACGUUGCGGCAAAACGCUUAUAAACUGGUCGGCUCCACGCGGGGAGGAAAACGCGCGGAGAUCUCUUGUAGCCCGUCUUCAUCUCUCCCAACCCCCGCGACAGCCCGGCUCCGGGUGCGGGGCUGCUCCGCACCCUCGCGAACGGCGCGCGGAUCCCGGUGCAUCGCCCGCCGCUGGGUUUCGGCCCAACUGUGCUCGCACUAGAGUCGAGUGCAUAUGGCGGCAAAAGGAAUUUCGCGGUAAGCGCGUCACGCCGCGAACUGCCUUUCACAAGCUGCCUCGGGCCGAGGAAGGUGGUGCUUACUCCAGCCCUUUGUGUCUCGCUCUGCGGCGUGGACCCGGGCUCUCACCAGCCUGUUCCAUCGGUAGGAAACACACUGGCUUGGGGAUCGCGUACUUGUCUCAGACCGAUAGACGGUGUGUACGACGGUGUGGAAGAGAGGAAAGGACCCACUGCUAGAAAACGGGGUCUCAGGCAUCUGUAUUUGCUGCUGUCUGCUACUAAAGAGCCUCAGAACGGAAGAAAUUUGGGUUGAUUUUUGACUGCGGACACCGAAUAUGAUGCAUUUCAAAAGUGGCCUCGAGCUAACGGAGCUGCAGAACAUGACGGUACCCGAAGAUGACAAUGUCAGCAACGACUCUAAUGACUUCACAGAAGUAGAAAACGGCCAGAUAAAUAGCAAGUUCAUCUCAGAUCGGGAGAGUAGGAGGAGUCUCACAAACAGCCAUCUGGAGAAAAGGAAAUGCGACGAGUAUAUUCCAGGAACAACCUCCCUGGGAAUGUCUGUCUUUAACCUGAGCAACGCCAUCAUGGGCAGUGGAAUCUUGGGCCUUGCCUUCGCCUUGGCCAACACCGGGAUCCUCCUCUUUCUGAUCCUUCUGACUUCGGUGACACUGCUGUCUAUAUAUUCAAUAAACCUACUAUUGAUCUGUUCCAAGGAAACCGGCUGCAUGGUGUAUGAGAAGCUGGGAGAACAAGUCUUCGGCACCACGGGGAAGCUGGUGAUCUUCGGAGCCACCUCUCUGCAGAACACUGGGGCGAUGCUGAGCUACCUCUUCAUAGUAAAAAACGAACUUCCUUCAGCCAUAAAAUCCCUCAUGGGAGAGGAGGAUGCGUUUUCAGCCUGGUACGUUGAUGGCCGCGUGUUGGUGGUGAUGGUGACCUUUGGCAUAAUCCUUCCGUUGUGUCUCUUGAAGAACCUGGGGUAUCUUGGCUACACGAGUGGGUUUUCCCUGAGCUGCAUGGUGUUUUUCCUGAUAGUGGUCAUCUACAAGAAAUUUCAGACUCCUUGCAUGAAUGUGGAGCAGAACUCGACAGUCAGUGCUAAUGUGACCGACGCGUGCACACCAAAGUAUGUCACCUUCAACUCAAAGACGGUGUAUGCUUUACCAACCAUCGCCUUCGCUUUUGUCUGCCACCCGUCCGUCCUGCCAAUCUACAGCGAGCUCAAAGACCGGUCACAGAAGAAGAUGCAGAUGGUUUCCAACAUCUCCUUCUUUGCUAUGUUUGUCAUGUACUUCCUGACGGCCAUCUUUGGGUACUUGACGUUUUAUGAAAAGGUGCAGUCAGAUCUCCUUCACAAGUACCAGAGCACAGGCGACAUUCUUAUCCUAACCGUGCGGCUGGCCGUCAUCGUGGCCGUCAUCCUCACCGUGCCUGUGCUGUUUUUCACGGUUCGAUCCUCGUUAUUUGAGCUGGCCAAGAAGACAAAGUUCCACCUGUGCCGCCAUGUCUUGGUGACCAUCAUACUCUUGAUCAUUAUCAACCUGUUGGUGAUCUUCAUCCCCUCCAUGAAGGAUAUUUUUGGAGUCGUAGGAGUCACGUCUGCUAAUAUGCUCAUUUUCAUUCUUCCUUCGUCUCUUUAUUUAAAAAUCACGAACCAGGACGGAGAUAAAGGCACUCAAAGAAUUUGGGCGGCCCUUUUCUUGGGCCUAGGGGUGUUGUUCUCCUUGAUCAGCAUCCCUCUGGUCAUCUACGACUGGGCUUGCUCCUCCAGCACCGACGAAGGCCACUGAAGCCAGCAGCCACACCCAGCAUCCGCCCACACCCAUCCAGCCCCCUUCAGCAGCCCUCCGCCACUUCUUUUGCAAGUUUACAGAAACAGAAACGCACAGGGUUCCUCUCGGGUUGCCACACAGAGACUCACUGCUUCUAGAAGGACCCACGUCCUCUCGGGACCUACACUUUGGGACCGUGGAUUUCUGCUUCUCCAGAUUUCGUGCCGCCAUCUUGUCCAGCCCUUCCCACAGUUCUCCUCCCGUCUCCUCACUGUUGUGGCUUCUCUCUCUCUCCCUCUCAGAACUUUGGAAACACGAUCAACAGUUGUCUUCACUUGUUAGAUACCCAGCUCCUGAAAUCGUUUUCUUAACUGACGCUCCGCUCACGCUGUCUGUAUCUUUUUAGAAGAAGAGAAAAUAAUCUUGAAUUGUAUAUAUUUAUUUUGCUUUACAGAAAAAAAAAUAAGGUUUCAGAAAAAAAAAGGUUUCAUAAAUAAUUUGCCUAUUUUGGUUAACAUAGCACACAGGGAUAAUCCUUUUGAGAGACAGGUUGCGUGCCAUGGCUGCAUCUGAGCAUGCCCAAUAUUUGAGGCAGCUCUGAUCACCCGACAUGGACUGUCCGAGGGCUGCUGGUACUCCAUCCUGCUCCCACGGGGAGCGAUUCCCUGGGAGGCUUGGGCACGGCGCCUCUGUAUAUAUAUUAAUUAUAUAUUAAAACACACACUCCGGAGAUCUCAGGAAUGAUGGUUUGUUUCCCCCUUGGCAUCUGGCGUCACAGUUACUCUAGGCUGAGUCACCUGCCUGAGGUCCCUUGGUCCCCAUGAUGACAAAUGAGACUGCCCAAAUGCCUAAGGACGUACUCCUUAGCCAGACCACCUUCAGCCCACCACCCGUAUUGUUGAAGGGGGAAAUGAUUUGUUAGUUUAUAAGCCCGGCAGCAUCGAGUCAUGUCCACCAGCUUUCUGCAACAGAGAUGAACAUGUACCUAAGGACGGCCUGGGAUAGGUCAGCCUGUUUUAUACUGGGUACCUUACUUUAAUGGAGUCUUUGAAAGACUUGUUUUAUAUCUAUAAAUCUAGGUUACUACAAAUAGGAGAUUUUGUACCUUAAAUAAGCCUCAUUUCUAGUCUCCAUCAACUCUCCAUCCAGUCCUGAAAGUAAGUCUCUUCCGAGAGAGGACCGCUGAAGUCACUGUGUGUCCCCGCUUGCCUCAGCUGGGGACGGCAGGAGAGCCCUUCCUGUCUGUGAUUUUCCCCCCUUUUGUCUCAUUAUGCCUGUCCCAUGUGACCCAGGCAAGAGGGCAGAGUUGCCAAUCCUCUCGCUAGUCCCUCCUAAGGGGAGCAGAGGGGAAACUUCAUGGAGACUGAAAACUGUUUCAGAGAUGGCAGCUCAGCAUGCCAUAAUGAUGGGGAUACCUGUGGCUGCCCAUAGCUAAACUACAGUAGGUGAGGCGCACACACGGUGACCGCUCUCUGCAAACGGCUUGAAUUGCAGCCAGUUGUAUCCUGGUUGAAAAUCUCAGAUCCAAAUACGCACUGAGCAGAGAUUUCUCAUCUGGGGGUGAGUAGAAGCUAACAGAGGAGGCCCAGACACUUAGCGAUAGACGCUAUUCCUCCUGUCUGACAUCCCCCAGAGGUUUUCCAGGAAUCUCACGAGAGUCACGCAGAGAUGUCCCUUACCACACUGAAGUCCCGCAGACAGGGUUAGGCAUCAGAGUGCCUGCCACCAUGCUCCUGGGGAAGAAAGAAAAUCUGUUUUCUGCAUUGCUUCAUUUGUUCUCGUACUGCUCCAGAGUUCUGUCCUCCUCGAGUUCAGGCAGCUGACCACAGGUCCUAGACAGGAAAAAGGGUAAAACCCACAGCCGCCUCUACCCUUUGCCCUAACGCUUCCCAUAUCACGGGAAAUGACAACCUUUGUAGCUCUGUUUGCACUGUUUAAAAAAAAUACAUCAGUUUAGUUUGCAAGCUGCACCCCCCCCUUGCUGGUGUCCCCCUUAUCCUGUAACCGUUCAGUUUUACAUUUACAAAGUGAAUCCAAAAACGCACUAACUCUGGGAUAUGUUGCGAUUUUUGUUUGUUUGUCUGUUUGGACCUCUGGAUUUUGUGUUGGUAAAACUAAUGUAUUAUUUGCUGCAUAUUUAUUUGCAGGAAGCACGUUGUUGUUGAUCUCUGUGAUGUGUGGGUUUCUUUUUUUUUUUUAAACCCUCUUUGUGUACCUGAGUUUGUUUGAAUAUAAGGGAUCUUACUGUCAUUUGUUAGGGACCACCGAGUAAUUCCAUAGUUUCUGUGGUAUUCACUGUAGAGUGGACUGUUCUCGCUCUCGUUCAGAAUAACUGGCAGCCAAAACAUUACCUGUAUCACCGAUGCGAAGUAGCACUCAACAGCACAGUCAAAUGUAACAAAUUAGUAGACUCAAGCGUAGCAGGCCUUCGCCGAGGGAAACCGAGUUUUCUUUCCUUCAGCACACAGGCUCUCCACACUGUUGACCCAGGGCCAGCUUCAUCCUUUGGGUUUAGAACUGGUCUCUGGUUCUUAUGACACAGAAUACUGUAGAUUCAUAGAUUAGUGUUGCUUGUUAGAAGUAGAGUUUGCAGAGCGUGUGCGGGUAGGAAAACCUACUCUUUUAGGCCUGGACUAGACCUGGUCACAGGGAGCCCAUAUUCCAAAGCUCUGUAACCCGGAAUGGAUUUUUCUUCGUUGGAUUAGAUGUGGGGGUUAGGCCCCCAGGCAGCUGGAAAAGAAUGUGGGGUGUAAUGGAGUUGACAGGACUGCGGAAGAGCCAAGUUCCCAGAUAGACUGGAGGUGGGGUGUGUUGGAAUCACUAGGAAUACCCCCACUGCCUGUUGUGGAAUCCGGACUGUUCAUCUCUGCCACGGGUCACCUGCUGGGUAGUGGGGUCGGGGCUCCACCACAGUGGCCUGUAGCACAGCCCCCCCCAAGAUUAGAGGGGCUAAGUUCAAAACCCUGAGUGUAGGUGGUGGUCAAAGAAGAGGGGUUCUUAGGGUUCCCCUCCUUGCCUGCAGUUUUAACUUUAUAGCUCUCCCAGGUACCAGCUUUGGGGCCAGCACAUGGCACUCUCAUUGUCUCCCGUGCUGGUAACCAUGGCUUCACUGCUUGGUGAUCAGGUGAAAAAGUACAAAGGCUCUCCCUCCUUCCUGAGUACUUACGGACCCUGCUGAGGGACAUAAAGGCGUCACAGGGUGGGUUGCAGAGGACUAAGGUCUGUGGUGGGAUGCCUCACUAUAACAAUAAUUAUGCCAAGAAUUCAAGCCCUCAAGCUGGUGCUUCUCGAACUGUGCACCCUCAAGGCAGCAGCAUGAACCUCAUCUACAGACUUAACCAGCAAAUUGUCAGCCCCAACCAGACUCAGUGGAUAAAUCAAGCUGUCCUCGGCAAGUCUCAGGUCCAGCCUCCAGGUGAGACCGGUGAUUUCAAGCUUGGGUACCACUCUUAAGCUUUCUCCCAUCAGCCCAACCUCGGAAGGUGAUUGGUUCCCGGGGUGAGGAAUGAGAGCCCAGUAUAGGGUAGGAAAGGACCCUAGCCAGUGUGUGCAGGUUCAGGAAAGGGAGGGCGUCGUGUGCAGUCCCUACUACCUAUGUUCUUUCCUGCUGCAAAUGCACUGCAGGGGUGUGAGUGGAUCUUGGGGGUGCUCGCACUUUAGGGAACCCAGCCCGAGGCACUAGUCUUAUUUUCUUGCAGCUGUGAAGAUUCCAAUUGAGGCUUUCAGAAAAUGUAGGUAAAUUUUUUAAAAUGCCUUUUGUAAAUGCAGUCCUAAGGGCACUGCUGAGUUUUCAGGGGACCAUGUCGAUGGUGGGGUAGAGUUCAGUCCCGGCGCUGCAAAAUAGAAAAUAUUGAUACUCAGUGUGUUCUAGUCCCAGGUCUGCACUGCUGAGGGAGCUGCGAGGGGAGCCGAGCCUGGUCUGUCUUGGGAGCACAGUGUGAGGCGACAUCGUUAGUUAGACUAGGGCAGAGGUGUGAUCGUCUGUGUGGUUUAUACUUGAGAGCAGAGCCUCCGUUAGUCGGAUUAGAACGGGCGAGGCUUUGAGAAUGGUACUGCCUAUUCAAGGGAGCAUCCGGGUACUCAUAGUUUGCAAUGUUACAAUGUUUCUCUCUCAGGACCGCAGGUCUGAGACUCCUUCUGAAACAGUAGUCCUCUAAAACGCAGUGAAUUGCUGGUAAUACUAAAAGACUUGGGGGUUCAGGUGGGGUUGUGGUUAAUGACUGAAAGCAAUGCUAAGUCUGAAGGGGUGGGUCCGUGGGGAACAAAGCUGCUUUUCAAGGGACGCAGGUGUUUUAAGACAUUCCCGAGGAAGAACCACAAAGCGCUGGGCCUAUUUGUACACAGACUUGAAGAAUCUAUGCAGCAGAGGCUCACUUUAGGAAUCCUUCCUUUGUAUGUAAAUAUGUUGUAAAUACAUAGGAGGCUGUAUAUUUUUGCAGGUGUUGAUCCACACAGAAAUAGAGGUCGCUAGUAUUCUGCAUAUAAGAAAUCCAUAUUCUCAGAUAUGUUAGUGGAUUUGUUUGGGAGGGAGAAGUAUUUUACCCUCUUUCCCAUAGUUCUGUCAAUGUAAAUCUGGAGUCUAAAACCUUAAUUGUUUGGGGGGAAAUAAAAAGAACUGUCUGGGGAAAAUCUACUCUGAUUCCUUAUGCUGGUACGACUAUCUGUUGUCUAAAUGCUAUAGAUAAAAAUGAUUUAGGGGGAAAAAUCAUUGUCAUAUAGAAACAGACAUGCCCAAAAUAAGAAUUUUUCUCUGCAUUAUGUUUUUUCACAGUUAACGUUGAUGCUAUUGCAUAGAGUUUGUGAAAACCAAAGUUAGGGAGGGUUUGGUUUUGUUUUGUUUUUCCAAAAUGGAAUUGCUGUUUCCCAAACUUUGGGAUCCUUGAGGGGAGAGCUGAACAUUAAUAUGAGCACGUAUUUGAAGGAGAACAUGUGUUAUUUUUAAGCUUUUGAAGGUCUUGCAUGUCUGCCUUUUAGUGUUGAUGCCAACCUAGACUGUCUCGUCUGUUUCCCCCCUCCCCCACACACUUGAAUCAUACUCGUCGGUACGCAGUGCAGUCUCUAGAGUUCAGUGUGUCUUAGAUCCCCAUCUGACUCAGUACAUGUAGCACACCACUAUUUUACUAAUGUAAAAGCCUUGUAAGUGAUUUCGGGUGGGCAUCCAAAGUGAACCACAGGUAACAAAACCUGCCUGUUCACUGUUCAUCACAUAAAGUUGGGUAUUUUUUUUCCUUUGGGGUGUGGUAUAAAUAAAAAAAAAUGUAAGAAGUUAUGUUCUAUAAAUGCAGUGUUAACAUAGUUUUCAAACAUUAAAAUGUGAAUUAAA